Brassica napus (rape) is the source of this 987-nucleotide messenger RNA. RefSeq lists its product as uncharacterized. The transcript has a single exon. Lineage: Eukaryota; Viridiplantae; Streptophyta; Magnoliopsida; Brassicales; Brassicaceae. The record is from RefSeq and is a predicted model, not a curated record. Gene Ontology annotation, molecular function: nucleic acid binding; RNA-DNA hybrid ribonuclease activity. The coding region runs from base 1 to 987 and encodes 328 amino acids.
AUGAAGCCGAAUUUGAAUCGUUCAGAUGAAGUUGUUUGGGGUUUAACAAAAAAUGGUAUCUAUUCCUCUAAGAGUGGAUAUCAGCUGCUCGAUACCUUGGAAGUGCUCUCAUCUCCGACUACUUUGGUUACUCCCCCAGUUGAAAAGCAGUUGUGGACGGCUAUAUGGAAGACCAAGACGACUCCAAAGCUGCGUCAUUUUCUCUGGCGUACUCUCUCAGGUGCUCUGGCAGUUAAGGAGAGAUUGAGGUCCAGGGGCAUUCUUCUCGAUACAACAUGCUCCUCAUGUAACGAGGCCCCCGAAGACAUUGGUCAUGUUCUUUUUCACUGCAGAUUUGCUCAGGAGGUGUGGGCAUUGUCCUCGGUUCCUAUGCCUCCGUCAGGGUCCUGGUCUCGCUCUAUUUUCCUGAACCUGCAUCAUUUGAUCUCGUGUAGUAGGAAGAGAAACUUGUCGCCUGAGAGAGGUCUCAUAUUUCCCUGGAUUUUAUGGCAUAUAUGGAAGGCUAUAAAUAGCUUAUGUUUUGAUCAUAUCAGAUUGGAUCCAGCGGUGGUUAUGGAUAAAUCCAAGAUGGAUGCUGAAAUAUGGAGGAACUUACAGACAGGUGUGAAAGGUCUGGCUAACCCGCCUGUUAGUCUGAAUCAUCGGGCUCAUGUUUGGUCUAAGCCGCCUGAUAGUUGGGUUAAAUGUAAUGUUGCUUCUUCUUUGGUCGUUUGUGAGAGUCAUAGUGGUGGUGCCCGGAUAGUCAGAGAUGCUACCGGCUCCGCGAUGUAUCAUAGCAGGAGAGCUUUCAGCAGACCAGAAACGAUUUUGGUAGUGGAUCUCAUUGCUUUAAAGUGGUCUGUGAAAGCUAUGGUUAGCUUAAAAGUGGAUAAAGUGAUGUUCGAAAUCUCAUCUGGUGUCUUGAGAGAUGCAUUUCACGGGAGAACAUUACUACCUCAUGUCUCUUGCUUGGUCUCAGAAAUCCUUCAAUGUCUCAAUCGUUUGUGA